GAAAGCUCCUUGAAUUACCGCGACUUGCUUCGAAAGGGUUUAAUAUCGGCUUGUGAAGAUGGCUUCACCAGCGAAGACAGUUGCUUUCAUAGGCCUGGGUGUGAUGGGAUAUCCCAUGGCCGUGAACCUCCGCAAUGGACUAAGCCCCGAGUAUACACUACUCAUAUGCGACGUAAACAAAGAAGCCAUUUCAAAGUUCCAAAAGCAAGUGGCGGGAAAAGGUCCAGUGAAAGUAAUAAACAAUGGCUUCGAGGCGGCGAACUCUGCUAACAUGGUCAUCACGAUGUUACCGAACUCCCCAGCUGUAAAGGCAGUCUACCUUGACACGAAAACUGGAAUUAUUUCCGGCGUGGAAGCAGCAGCUGCAUCCUCCCCCGAAAAGAAAAUCAUCAUGGAAUGCGGAACAAUCGAAACAGCAACAAUCCUCAAAGUCGCGAAAGCAGUGACCACAAGCGCUAAAAUCAAUUCCUCCUCUGGCUCCUCAAUAUCUUUUGUCGACGCUCCUGUCUCUGGCGGUCCUAUGGGAGCAGAAGAUGGAACGCUGACGUUCAUGGUUGGUGCGAAUGAUAAAGCUUCGUUUGAAGCAGCAAAGGAGGUGCUGGGGCAUAUGGGCAAGAAGGAAUCGAUCUUCCACUGCGGGGAUGUCGGUGCUGGCACUGCAUUUAAAGUGAUUAACAACUACCUCUCGGCGAUCACGUCCCUCGCUGCUUCCGAAGCACUGAACAUCGGUACUAAAAUGGGACUCGAUGUCAAGCUUCUCACGGAUGUGAUCAAUGUGUCUGGGGGACAGUGUUGGGUUACUAGUAAGAGUAAUCCUGUGCCCGGUGUGCAAGCAAAUGUACCGAGUUCGAGGGGCUACGAAGGCGGUUUUAGGCUAGAGUUGUGUACAAAGGUGCUGCAGAUGGGGAGUGAGUUAGCAGAGAUGGUGGGCGCAAGGACGGUUUUGGACAAGCCGACACUAGAGGCGUUUAAGGAGGCGAGUAAAGAUGAGAGGUAUCAUGGAAAGGAUGCGAGGGUUGUGUAUAAGUGGUUGAAUGAGAGUGAGAGAUAGCCAUGUGUGAGGAAAGAGAAGAGAUGUUGAAGGGAUGGAGGUGGAGGGUUAGCUGGCAGUAUGUAUGCAUUAUUCAGUCUCACCAUGGUUUCAAUGAAAAGUAUGAAUUAGUUCGUGAUCCGAAGUACGGAAAUGAAUACACUGAAGAG
Molecule: messenger RNA, 1200 nt
Organism: Hyaloscypha bicolor E
Lineage: Eukaryota; Fungi; Ascomycota; Leotiomycetes; Helotiales; Hyaloscyphaceae
Product: 3-hydroxyisobutyrate dehydrogenase-like protein
Exons: 3
Coding region: 59-1051 (330 amino acids)
Biological process (GO): L-valine catabolic process
Cellular component (GO): mitochondrion
Molecular function (GO): NAD binding; 3-hydroxyisobutyrate dehydrogenase activity; NADP binding
Source: RefSeq, a predicted model, not a curated record